AUGGGUUGUAGAAGGGUAGUAGGGAUUGAUGGAUCUUUUCUAAAAGGGCAGUGUAAGGGACAAUUAUUAACAACCAUAGGUAGGGACCCAAACAAUCAUGUUUUUCCCAUAGCUUGGGAUGUAGUUGACAUUGAUAAUAAGUUUAACUGGAAGUGGUUCCUUCAGUUGUUAGAGGUUGGCCUUGGAAUGGAUGCGGGAAGGGGCAUGUGUGUAGUUUCAGACCAACAUAAGGGUCUUCUUGAGGCAACAAAGGAGGUGUUACCAUAUGUUGAGCAUAGAAAGUGUGCACGACAUAUCUAUGCCAACUUCAGGAAAGUAUAUAGUGGAAUUCAGUCAAGGAAUCUAUUCUGGAAGGCUGCCAAAUCAACUGUAGAGGGUGAAUUCAAGAAUCACAUGGAUGAGAUUAGACAGAUUAGCCCAGGUGCUUAUGAACAUCUAAUGGUAAGGGAGCCAAAUACAUGGUGCAUGGCUUUCUUUUCCAUUGGAUUAGCCUGUGAGGCUGUAGAAAAUGGUAUCGCAGAAUGCUUCAAUGCAGUUAUACUUGAUGCUAGGAAGAAGCCACUACUGACCAUGCUUGAAGAGAUAAGGCUAUAUAUGAUGGACAGGUUUUGGAGGGUACACCCUAGUGGAAAAAAUGAAUUUGAAGUUAGAAAUGGUCUUGAAUCAUAUGGAGUCAACAUAGAGAAAAGGAGUUGUGCAUGUAGACUUUGGGAUGUAUCAGGGAUACCAUGUGUCCAUGCCCAAGCAUCUAUCAUGUUAACUCAUCAGGAUCCAAAGACAUUUAUCAGCAAGUGGUUUGGUACGGCAAUGUACAUUUCAAGUUAUAGUUCUAACAUUCUACCUGUUAAUGGCAACAAUUUAUGGAGUAAAGCUACUUAUAUUAAGCCCUUACCCCCCUUAGAGAGGAGGAUGCUAGGAAAGCCUAUUGUGAAAAGGAAAAGGCAUGUCUCAGAGAGGGAUGACAAGUUCUCUCAAGUGUGCUCAAAGGGCAGAACUAUCCAAUGUCAAAACUGUCAACAAAAGGGGUACAACAAGAAAAGCUAUAUGGACUACAUUACACAACAAAUUAAAGAGUUGAGGAAAUCAUGUUAUACUGAUGUAGACAUUAUGAGAUGCCUUGGAAUUACAAAAGCUCAUUUAGAAGAGUUUGGAUAUGUGGUGGACUGGAAGGAGGUGGAUAGGGUAAUGAAGAAGAAGAAGGACAUGGACAAGGAGAUGAAGUGGAAGGAUGUGGAGAUGGACAAGGCGAUAAAGAAGAAGAAGAAGAAGAAGGAUAUGGAAGAUGGAGGAGAUGAAGGAGAUGGACAAGAAGAAGAUGUAGAAGGAGAUGGAGAAGGGGAUGAAGUGGAAGGAGUUGAAGCAGAAGAUGUUCAAGGAAAUGAUGAAGGUGGAGAAGGAGUUGAAGUGGAAUCUGAAAAUGUUCAAGGAAAUGAAGAAGGUGUUCCAGUACAACAAGGGCAUUUUGGGAAUCAUAUGCAACAAAGAACAAGGAGACCCUCAAAGAGGAUCAUUCUUCAGAAGCUGAAAAAGAAGGUGGUUGACCCUUUUGGUAUAGGAAUGUAUGAAGAUAAGGCAUUAGUUAUAGAUUAG
Molecule: messenger RNA, 1590 nt
Organism: Lactuca saligna
Lineage: Eukaryota; Viridiplantae; Streptophyta; Magnoliopsida; Asterales; Asteraceae
Source: the annotation of a GenBank genome assembly